GGCGGAGGAGGCGCCGCCGCGGGGCCCCCGGACGCGACCAUGUCGGAGGUGCUGCCCUUCGGCGACGAGAAGCUGAGCCCCUACGGCGACGGCGGCGACGUGGGCCAGAUCUUCUCCUGCCGCCUGCAGGACUCCAGCAACUUCUUCGGCGCCGCGCAGAACAAGCGGCCGCCCAAGCUGGGCCAGAUCGGCCGGAGCAAGCGGGUUGUUAUUGAAGAUGAUAGGAUUGAUGACGUGCUGAAAAAUAUGACAGACAAGGCACCUCCCGGUGUUUAACUCCCCCAAAGACAAUGAGUUAAGGGAGAGAAUAAGAGUAAGAACGGCGGUAACAGUUAUUGGCAAAAAGCGUGAAAAGAGAAAGCACGUUGCAGUUGGUGACUAGCUCGCUACCCAGGAUGAAGUCAACAACCUGUGUCUCUUGUCAGGCCGGGAGACAGAUGAGGCGUGAGAAGGAGGAGGCGGCUCUGGGCUUCUCUGCAAAAAUAAAAAUUAAAAAAAAAAAAAUCUAAAAAAUCACUAUAUACACACGUGUAAAGAAAUAAAAGAAGUCUCAGUUGCAGCUAUUUGUCAAAAUUAAUAUCCAUUUUUUUUUCUAUACAGUGAAUUUGCGCAAUUAUAGAUCUGGAUUUUGAACCACUUAAAUAAUGAAACAGCAACACCGAGUGUUUUGGGGGUGUUGGCAUUCUUCGCUGAUUUGGCUGUUCCGGAUGUUUACAUUAUUUAAUCUUGCAAAAAUGAUUCUGUGCACUUGGAUGUGAAAUGCUGUCCAGUUUUAUUUUUUUAUGUUGUUAUCCUUGGAUGUACAAAAAAAAUCAGAAAGUGAUCUCUAUAGAUACUCUGUUUUAUUUUGGUUAGCUUUUGAAGUUAUCAGGACAUGUUGAAAAUAAGAAGAGAACUUUUCUAAAGAAGGAUACACAGAAAGGAUCCUUGUUUUAUUUUAAAAUGAAUUGUAAAGCUUGUGUUUCUUUGUCGCUGCAAGCUAUUUGCCCAAGUUAAUGCAAAUGGACACAUUUUAUAUGUCAAGGAAAAAAACCCAUGAAAAACAAAGAAAAAAAAAAUGCUUGAGCUUUUUCUAACCUCUCCCUGCAGUCUGUUGUGUGAGCAGCCUGUUUUUUUCUCUAAUAUUGUGUCAGUUUAUUCUCUUUAAUGGACUGUAAAAAAAAUGUAAUCACAAGAGUGCCAAAUAUCUUGAAAUGCCAAAAGGCAUUUUGGUUUCCUUUCUUUUCCCUGUGCUCUGAGUCCACGUACAGGAAUGCUUGGAGUGUCUUUUCUGUUAUUUAUAGGGUUCUCUUAAGGCACACCAGCUGCCUGUUUUGCAUGGUAUUUGCAAAAAUGCCUCUUGCGUGAGGAAAUCUUUUACCAUUUUUUGUUUGCAACUUUGGACCUCAAGAGGUUUCUUCCUUCCCUCCCCUGGCCCCUCUUUUCUUAACUCGAUAUUCUGUAUGUUGCACCUUUGACCAGCACACAGGGCUAUCUCUCCAAUGUACAAUAAAAGAACUGUUCCUGUGUCUCGCUCCUCUUUUCUCUGCCUUGGUUCCCGGGGACUUGCUGUUUGGCUGCUGCUUGCAGAGAGGAAGGAGGCACCUGUAGUUGUGGUCUGGAGGCAGAGCAAGGCGUGGAGGGCACUAUGUAGGGUGGGCUGAAGCGAUGGGAGAAAGGAGUGCAGCGGCUGGAGUUCAUUUGGCUUUGCGCAGGCUCUCCCUGUUCCUCUGAGGUUUCUGCCAUCUCUGGGGAGCAGGAACAAGGGGGGGCCCUAUGUUUGGAGGCUGGCAGACUUAGAGGCAAAUCUCACCUCCUUCAAUUCCCUGCUCUGUAGACUUGAGCAAGCCCCCUCACUUCUUUAAAUCUCAGUUUCCAAGUCUGUAAGGUGGAGAUAACGCAGCCCCUAUCUCAGAGCUGCUGGGAGGCCACACGCAACUCCCAGGGUCACCUGUCCUGAAUGGUGCCUGUCCUGUCCGCCGCACCUGUACCUUUGAGGGGAUGAGCCCAGUGGGAUUUUUCUGGGACCCACAGCUGUGAGGUCGCAGCCCUCCCCACUUGGCAACUUUUCUCCAAUCACUGCAGGAAAAAGCUCAUUAAAAAAAAAAAAAAAAAAAAGCAGGGCCUCCCUGGUAUCACAGGGGUUAAAGACAGCGCUAUCAGGCUAUUGGCAGCCACUGCAGCACGAGUUCGAUCCCCAGCCAGGGAGCUACCCACAUGGCGCGGCAGACCUCUCCUACCCUGCCCGCUGCUCCCCUCAGCAGUGUAUUUCAGUGGAUCCACCUAUUCUGUUCCCCACUCUGUCUCUGGUGAAUCCUCUCACCGCACCCCCUCCCCGCCCUGCACCUCUGGCUUACACCCUAGUUCUUGUAUGCAUAAAUAAAUAAAUCUUUUCAAAAAAAAAAAAAGCAAACCUCAGUCCCUUUCUGUGGUUGGGAAGGUUAUGGUGGAGUGGCCCCUAGGGGACAAGAGGAUGGGAGGAUUUUGCCAGAAAAAGGGCUGGGAGAGGUUUUUCUUCUGGAUUGUUUAGCACCCAGAAGCCCCAGUGCUGGGAGCUUUUAAUGUGUUUGUUGUAAAACUGUCAGGCAUGGAGUCACAACACGGCUCACAGUGACAGGAGCCUGAGUGUGACUCAGACAUCAGGUAAGACAGGGCUGGAGGGGGGGCUCCAGAGGCCCAGGGGGAGGAGUGAUGUCUCAUCCCCCUUCCAGGCAGGGGGAGCCCAGAUCCGCCUGAGGACGCGGCAGAGCUCCUCAUAGGGCUCGUCAUCCUAUCAGUCAUUAUUAGCAGUGGUGUCAAGCUGGAGCGGGCUGUGCCAGGAGGCCAGUUGGGGAGGCCAGCUUGACUCUCUCAGUUGUGUGAGUCUGUUUCACAGCUGAGCCAGGCUCUCCCCUGCUGACUCCCCAGGAAUCCCAGUGCUUCGGAGCUUAUGGGCCUUUGAACACAAGGAUCUCCCCCAGGAGAUCUCCCCAUAAGGCAGAAGGGUGCUACGCAGACAGGAGCAGGCACAGCUUCUGUUUGGGGUUGGAGCCAUGAGAGAAGAUUCUUCCAGAAGGCACGGUCUCUGUUUGCACCCAGAGUAAUGACCACUCACCUGAGGAAAGCACUGUGCAAUUAUAAAGUGCUUGCCCUUCCCUUCCCUCACGUAAUGGCCCCAGCAACCCUGGAAACCAGCAGUGAUUGACACCCAUUAGCAGCACCCCAGAGGGGCUAAAAAGACCAGGCAACAUCUAUAUUCACUGAGCUUUGGGUGUAUGACCGGCUCACAACAGCCCUGUGAAGUCAGCAUUAUCGUUAUCACGACCACGCAGGGCUCAGAGAAGGUGAGGAAUUUGAAUGAGGUGUCUCAGUUGCUAAGUCUCUGAUGCAGGACUCGAACUCAGAGCCCAUGGUCCAGGAUGGGCACGCAGAGUCUUCUGACUCCAGGCCAGGCUGGGUCCUAGCUGCAGCCAUUGGUCUUCAGCCUUCCAAGUUCCUUCCGUUGGUUGUUUUGAGGCUCUGUUCUCUGACCCUUCUGCCUACCACCCACCUUUGUAAGGGUCAGAAAGGAGG
Molecule: messenger RNA, 3531 nt
Organism: Talpa occidentalis (Iberian mole)
Lineage: Eukaryota; Metazoa; Chordata; Mammalia; Eulipotyphla; Talpidae
Gene: CAMK2N1
Product: calcium/calmodulin dependent protein kinase II inhibitor 1
Exons: 2
Coding region: 40-276 (78 amino acids)
Biological process (GO): negative regulation of protein kinase activity
Molecular function (GO): calcium-dependent protein kinase inhibitor activity; protein kinase binding
Source: RefSeq, a predicted model, not a curated record